Molecule: messenger RNA, 586 nt
Organism: Meloidogyne enterolobii
Lineage: Eukaryota; Metazoa; Nematoda; Chromadorea; Rhabditida; Meloidogynidae
Source: the annotation of a GenBank genome assembly
UUUUUUUCAGAAUUACAACUAACCAAAAACAACAACAACAACAAUAGCACUUCGUUACCCCCACCACCAUCAUAUUUAAUUAAUAAUAAUGGAAACAAUAAUAAAUUAAAUGAAGAAAUGAAAAAUAUUAAAUUAAAUGAAGAUUAUAAUCAAGCAAGUUUAGAUAGUAAUGUAUCUAAUGCUUUUAAACGGGCAAUGAAUGGACAGGGAGAUUAUACUUUUUUACAAGAAUUGAGCACAGACGAAUUACUUCUACGCAAAGAACGUUUAGAAAAAGAAAUGGAAUCAGAAUUACACGAAUUACAAGCGCGUUAUCAUGCUAAACGCAAAGCUAUAUUAGAUGCUAUUGCGUUAAAAAAGAAUGGAACUGUUCAGUUUUAAACAAAAUUUUGGAAAAUAUUUAAAGAAGGAUAUGAAAUACGCAAAAAUGACCCUUUUUGUAUGCAUUUUUUGUAAUUUUUAAAGUUUGUCAAUUUUUUUUAUUUCUGUGAUUUGUAGAGUAAAAACAUGUGCCCCUCUCCCCUUCUAAAUAUUUUGUUUUUAAUUUUUGUACGAUAAAAUGUGAAACGAAAAAAAAUAUAAAUUU